Drosophila innubila is the source of this 1056-nucleotide messenger RNA. It is a transcript of the gene Tfb4, whose product is annotated as general transcription factor IIH subunit 3. Gene Ontology annotation, cellular component: transcription factor TFIIH core complex; transcription factor TFIIH holo complex. The transcript is spliced from 5 exons. Lineage: Eukaryota; Metazoa; Arthropoda; Insecta; Diptera; Drosophilidae. The record is from RefSeq and is a predicted model, not a curated record. Bases 27 to 932 code for a protein of 301 amino acids. Gene Ontology annotation, biological process: nucleotide-excision repair; regulation of DNA-templated transcription.
UUAGUUUGUCAACAGUGCCGGCGAACAUGGAUGCAGCGGACACAACAGCAACGAGUGACGAAGCUGAGGCUUGCAUUGACCUGUUGGUCAUAGUGUUGGACACAAAUCCAUCGCAGCACAUUGUGCGACAGAAUCCCCAAAAUCUCACACAAAUUUUGGAAGCCGUCAUCGCAUUUGGCAAUGCGCAUCUCAUGCAAAAGGCCCAAAACAAAUUGGCCGUAAUAUCCUGUUCACAUCAUGCAACAGACUUUCUCUAUCCAUUGCCUGGUCGGCAGGUGGAGCUGCGUCAGGUUGAUGGUCAAUAUGAGGCAUUCAGCUUGGUGGAGAAGACCGUGAAGCAGCAAUUGGGCAGCAUCUUAAUGAGUGCACCGCGACUGAGCUCUCCCUGCGAAAGUCUGCUGGCCGGCAGCAUGUCCAUGGCCCUUUGUUACAUAUCCCGUUUGCAACGCAAUGUUGUCGCUGGCGUCAAGAUGCAUUCACGCAUUCUGGUGCUAACGGGCAGCAAUGAGUGCGCCUCUCAGUACAUGACCUACAUGAAUGUCUUCUUUACGGCCCAAAAACUAGGCAUUGUGAUUGACACCUGCGCUCUGGACAAGACACUCAGCCUGUUGCAACAAGGCUGUGAUAUAACGACUGGACAAUUCCUCAAGGUUACACAGUUGGAUGGCUUGCUGCAGUAUCUAUUAUGGGUUUUCCUGCCAUCUCCACAGAUGCGUCACAAAUUGGUGUUGCCGCCACCGCCUAAAGUUGACUAUCGAGCCUCUUGUUUCUGUCAUCGCGAACUCAUCGAUAUUGGCUAUGUUUGCUCCGUCUGUCUGUCCGUCUUUUGCAAAUACAGUCCCAUUUGCACCACAUGCCACACAAUCUUCAAGACACCUGGACCACUGCCCAUAAAGCCCAAGAAGAAAAAGAAGACUGAGAAACAAAUGUGAACAACAUAACCAUGUUGAUAUAUAUAUAUAUAUAUUAUGCAUUAAGUACAUCCAGGGCAUAAGGUAUCUUCACUCGAUUCACCCUUGCUAGUAAUUAAAAACAAUCAAAUUUGGAUUUCUUCAA